Messenger RNA from Triticum turgidum subsp. durum (durum wheat), 1050 nucleotides. NCBI's taxonomy places the organism in Eukaryota, Viridiplantae, Streptophyta, Magnoliopsida, Poales, Poaceae. The record is from the annotation of a GenBank genome assembly.
AUGGCGCGGUUCAACGGAGCCACUGUUUUCCUCAUCAUCAUCGCCACCGUGUCCGUCUACAGCUGCGCCAUCAUCGCCGGCGCCGCACUCGGCCGAACACUGGACAGCUCCGCGACGACUAAGCAGACGCCGUCGGACAGGACCCUCCGCGUCAGCGUCAGCUUCAGAGGCCUCGCCAAGGACUUCGCAAAGGAGCUCUGGGGUGGUAAUCACAGGGAAGGACGGUCAGGCAGAGCUCUCGCCGGUGCGGGUGACGGAACUGCGGUACUGUCAUCAUCCCCCGCGAGCGUCUCGCUCUCACCACGAGCCAACAGGGCGGCCGCGGCGGAUCGCGAGUCAGCGCUGCAGCCCAUGCCAGUUGCCAACUACACGCAAGUGAACAGCAGGGUCAGGGAUGACGUCCACACAAGAGCAGCAGCGAGACCGUGGUCGAGGCACAGCAACUUCUCCGACGAGAUCACUGACGAGAAAAGGCCGGGAGGAAGAGGAGUGAUCAAGGUCGGGCCGUGGGGAGGAUCCGGCGGGGCACCUUUCUACAUGCGCGGCGGCCGCGGCGUGAGCGCCCCUCGCGUGCGCAGUGUCACCCUGCAGUACACCGACAACGCCAUCCAUUCCUUCUACCAAAGCUCAGACGAGCCCGUGGUGAAGCUGACGCUGGAACGAGCAGAAGGCGGUGGCCAAAGUAGAGCUCGUUUAACGGCUCUAGACUUAAUGCGGUCCCUCGCUGUUACUGAGGAAUCACCUCCGAACUAUGCCCAGCCCGAAUCAGGGGCUGGGAGCAGGGAAUUUUACGUCCCACCCGCCACCCACUUCAUAGCCACUGUCGAUGACUUAAUCGACAUGCCGGAUUACACCUCUGAAGACAUCGAUGGCGUGGACGACGAUGCCAGAGACGAACAAGGCCAAGACCCGCCGUUUACUGGACGCUGCACGGCCACCUCCACAUACAACGUGUAUAUGGUGGAUACACCCAAAGAAGAUGAUGGCGAAGGCAGAAAGGAUUCGGUUGAGGAGAAACCUGUUGAGGCUCCACCAAAGCGUCGACGCUAG